Messenger RNA from Nerophis lumbriciformis (worm pipefish), 1841 nucleotides. RefSeq names its product G protein-coupled receptor 135 (gene gpr135). Gene Ontology annotation, molecular function: G protein-coupled receptor activity. Lineage: Eukaryota; Metazoa; Chordata; Actinopteri; Syngnathiformes; Syngnathidae. Gene Ontology annotation, cellular component: membrane. Gene Ontology annotation, biological process: G protein-coupled receptor signaling pathway. The record is from RefSeq and is a predicted model, not a curated record.
CAAAAAGAAGGCGUGGCCUCGGCGGAAGAUAAAGACGGAGACGAGAGCAAAAUGGCGAGUGAACAUCUGUGCUCGUUAAUGAGACAGCAGUGCGAGGACGUCGUCAAUAUAACCCGGUGACACACGGAUGGAAAAUACGGACAUGUUGUCUUUGCGGAGGAAGGAUGGAGGAUGAAGACAACAAAGUCGCAGUUGUCACGUGACGGUAGCUAACUGUUGACUUCAACAUCAAAGCGCCGCCACCUGCCAGCUAAGGACGUCCAAACACAAACUGAUCAACUUCAUAGGAGCGGUGGACAACAAUGUGAUGUGGUCCAUGGCAGCAGCAGUUGUCAGUGUCUCCUGGGGCAGCAGCAACUCCAGUGACAUGUCCCUUCUGAGCACCACCAGACAAGCAAUCGUUGAUGUGUCAAGGGUAGUUUCCUCAGUUACCAGCCUGGUGACAACCACCGCGGAGGCCAUCGCCUUCACCAGUGGAAACCUAACCGGGUACCAGGGCCCGGGAGGUGGCGAGGCGCCAACGCCGUCCGUGCUGACUGCGGCCGAGACCAACACUGUCCUGAAAGGUUUCCUGGUGGCGGCUCAAGCCCUGGUGCUCCUCUCCAUCUUCCUUCUCUCCAGCCUGGGCAACUUGGCCGUCCUGGUGGUCAUCGUCAAACACCGGCAGCUCCAGACCGUCACCAACGCCUUCAUCAUGUCCCUGUCGCUGUCCGACUUCCUCACCGCCGUCCUCUGCCUGCCCUUCUCCUUCGUCAUGCUCUUCAGCAAGGACGGCGUCUGGAUGUUCGGGGACUGUUUCUGCGUGGUCAACGGGGUUUUCAACACCUGCUUUGGGAUCGCGUCCGCCCUGACCAUGACCCUGAUCUCCUUCGACAGGUACUACGCCAUAGUCCGACAGCCGCAGGCUAAGAUCGGGCGACGGAAGGCCGUUCGUUUGUUGACGGCGGUGUGGUUGACGGCGGUGGUUUGCUCCCUUCCGUGGUAUCUGGUCACGCAAAGGCCGAAGGAAAUCCACAAGCAGGGUUUCUACCACUGCAUGUACGUGUUCCACUCUGGAACCUCACACAUGGGCAAAGUGUACAGCGUCUCUCUUAUAAUCCUGUGUUUCAUCCUGCCCUUCUCUCUUAUGUGUUUCUGCCAUUACAACAUCGGUAAGACCGUCCGCCUCUCGGAAAUACGAGUCCGGCCGGUGACCACGUACGCUUACUUGCUGCGCUUCUACAGCGAGAUGCGCACGGCUACCACCGUUCUCAUCAUGAUCGUUUUCAUCAUCUUUUGUUGGGGGCCGUAUUGUCUACUGGGGCUGAUCACGGCCCUAGGAGACUACACCUUCAGCCCGGCGGUCGACACCUUGGCCGUCUGGCUGGCGUGGGCGAACGGAGCCGUCAACCCUCUGAUCUACGCCUUGAGGAACCCCAACAUCUCCAUGCUGCUGGGGCGCAACAGAGAGGAGGGCUAUCGGACCAGGAACAUCGCGCCGUACUUGUCCGGACACGCCCGGAACCGAGGGAUGGGUCUGAACCGAGUGGAGAAGAUACGGGAUCGCCACGUGACCCGGGCGGGGACGCGCGGUAGCGGCAGACUGUCCAGUUCCAGUCCAAGCAAGGGAGUCGGGGGGGAGGUUGCGAUGUGGGCCUGUAAGAAUCCUGCGGUGUUCUUCUGCAGGGACGCCCAGCCAGACUGCACAACACUGCCCAACUUGGUCAGCACACCAACCAUGAAGACAGCCGACACCAGUCUGUGAUCAAACAAAAGACGACGUUGUUUUUGUUUUUUUAAUUAAGAUGUUGUUCUUACUACUCGUGUGCUUUUUAGUUCUGUAUUUACUAUAAAGCCUUGCC